Aphanomyces invadans is the source of this 1767-nucleotide messenger RNA. RefSeq lists its product as hypothetical. NCBI's taxonomy places the organism in Eukaryota, Oomycota, Saprolegniomycetes, Saprolegniales, Verrucalvaceae. The transcript has a single exon. The coding region runs from base 1 to 1767 and encodes 588 amino acids. Gene Ontology annotation, molecular function: protein binding. The record is from RefSeq and is a predicted model, not a curated record.
AUGUUCCCCACCAUUGGUGUGAGCUGCGCCUUCCUGGUGGCGUGGAAGGACAGCCAUGUCGCAUCGGGACGCUUCCCACCGUCGGCCACAACGUCCGACGUGUGUGCUGCAGUUGUCCAACCUGACACAGCGAACACGAAUUGCUCAUAUGCCCAACUGUUGGCGCCGACUGCUGCGCCUGGAAGCAUCGGUCGCGCCACGCACUUUGUGUCGCAUGCGUGGAAGUACAGCUUUUGCGAUCUGGUGGCAGCGAUUGAGAUUUACUUUUUGUCGCUGCCGCCGCCAGAGUCCAAGGACGGCGUGUUCUUUUGGAUCGAUUUGUUUGUCGUGGACCAGCACAACGCCCCUGCCCGUCCGCACAGCUGGUGGUCGACCACAUUUGUCGACGCGAUUCGGACGAUUGGCAAAGUCGUGCUGGUGUUCCAGCCCUUCCUGGAUCCGAUCCCUCUCAAGCGGGCGUGGUGCCUGUGGGAAGUUUUUGCCGCGCUUCAAACGAGGGCCGCUAUCGACGUGGCCAUGCCGACGGAACAAUGGACCGACUAUCGUGUGAGCCUACGUGAAAACUACCGCAACGUCAUCGACACCCUCCAAGCGCUCGAUGCCCGCCAUGCCGAAGCAUUUAAUCCAAACGACAAGGACGAGAUCUUCCGCGCGAUUGAGCAAGGGGUUGGAUUCGACGGGCUCAACACCCGCGUGCGUCAACUCGUUGCUGGGAUUCUCUUGGUGGGCGUGACGCGCCACUCUUGCCAGGACGCCAACCUCCAACGCCUGACAGACAUGCUCGACUUAGGCCCCGACAUCAACACCGUCUCGACCUUCCUGACGCCGCUCGGGGUCGCUAGUGACAUGAACUCGCCCCUCGUCGUCGACUUUCUCCUCGCGCGCGGGGCGGACGUGAAUGCGAUCAUGGCAUGGGGGCACACAGCCCUUCACGUAGCGUGUCGAGCUGGCCAUGCCGACAUCGUCCGGCUAUUACUUUUGGCUGGAGCCAAUCCUUCGCUGCGCAACACGGCAGGUCGAACGCCGCACGAAGAAGCGACCUACAUGGCGUCGAACCCAAUUCCCGCCGUUGGGACACCCACGACAACUCGUACCGAAGCGCAUCCUGUCUCGCCAAUGGCGGAGGUGCCCGCUGCGCUCGUGCAAGCCAUGGAAGCAGCCCACAAUGCGAUGAAUUCGCUGACAAAAUGCAGCAUCAGCGAACUCAAGUCGAUACACAAACCACCCGAACGGUGUGCUUGGGUAAUGAAGUGCUUGGUGCUCAUUCUGGGCUUCCCUGGACCGUCGGAUCCUGCCAACUUGACCGAGUGGUGGGAAAUCGGAAAGCGUAAGUUGCUCUCAAAUCCCAACGUCCUGGACACUCUCGUCGACGGGUGCGACUUCCCGUCCAUCUUGACCUCGACGACCGCGCCCAACAAUGACGUCCUCGCGCUGCUCGCCGACCCAGCCCUCGACCUCCAAAGUGUUGGCAACACCAGCCAAGCCAUGUGGGCUUUCUACCUCUGGGCUCGGUGCUACCUCGUCGCCCAUCAAGUCAAAGCGCAGCGAACGGACUUGGAACACGUCGCCCAUAGCGUCCAAGAUGACUUGAAACGAGCCAAGGACAUUCAAGCCGCCCACAUCAACAACUGUUUGCAAUGUGCGGCAAUCGUGCACGAGCAUCUCCAGCACGUUGAAGCCGUCCCACCUGACGGUGUGGUGACCACCGCAUCUCUACUAGACGCGAGCCCCGAGACAGCAGCAGCUUUGUUGAAUGCAGCCGUGUGA